Messenger RNA from Cryptomeria japonica (Japanese cedar), 3980 nucleotides. Its product is annotated as probable inactive ATP-dependent zinc metalloprotease FTSHI 1, chloroplastic. The transcript is spliced from 18 exons. The coding region runs from base 580 to 3354 and encodes 924 amino acids. Lineage: Eukaryota; Viridiplantae; Streptophyta; Pinopsida; Cupressales; Cupressaceae. The record is from RefSeq and is a predicted model, not a curated record. Gene Ontology annotation, biological process: proteolysis. Gene Ontology annotation, cellular component: chloroplast thylakoid. Gene Ontology annotation, molecular function: ATP-dependent peptidase activity; ATP binding; ATP hydrolysis activity.
GCGCUAGAAUUACUUCUCUUUUUCUCUGCAUUUAAACGAGAAAUAGAAAUGACUGUUGCGAAUGGCUAAGGUUCUAAGAUUUUAAGCUUUCCAGCGGCAGAAGUAUCGAGGAGACACAAACGUUCAACGGGAAAUAAUUGAGUUAGCCCAGCCGAAGCAGAGUUACUGGUCUCUAUAUAGGUAGCCGUUUAUUAUUGAAUUCCGUGGGUUUCCUUCUGCUGCGCCGGCGUAUUUGGUUUUUCUGUUAUAUAUUGCUACCGGGGAUUCCUUUAGGCUGUAGUACUUGCAAUUUUGAAAAUGAUGGUUGCUGGUUCAAUGCAUUCUUUGGAGUUGCGGUACAUGUCUUUCAAAGAGGGCGUUCCACAACCUAACUUAAAAGGAAUUCACUGGUAAUCAUACCCAGAUGCUGUUUUAAGCAAUCAGUCAAUUUCGGUGUGGCUUUCUGAAGGCUUGUAUAUUCAUGGGAGGCAAUGCUAUAGGGGCAGUGUACAGUUCAAGCAUGAACUGUCUGUGAGAAACAACAUUGGUAACGUGUACAACAAUUGUAGUUUCUAUGUUAGAAGAGAAGGCUUUUGCAAGAUGUAUACUCAAAUACCAAAGAAAAUAAGUCCUUUUUGUACAGUAUCUUCAUCUUUGCCACCCAGAGGUAAGUCAAAUAUUAGAUCAGGUAAUAAGUCAGAAGACUACAUUAGCAGACUUUUAAGAGAAAGGCCAAGUCUGGCUGAACCAAAGUUUCUCAAAGGGGACAAGAUAUACACGCAAAGCGAAAUAGAGGAAAAGAAAAAUUGGUUUGGAAAGCGCUUUAGUACAGCACUAAAUGAAAUUUUCAGCAAGUUAGCCUCAAAAGAAAUCAAAGAUACACAAAUCAAAGAAGAGGAACAAAGAGGAAUUGGGGAAGACACUGAUAAAGAGGCUCCAUUGAGGGCUGUGUACCUUAAAGACCUCCUGAGGCAGUACAAAGGUCGACUGUAUGUCCCAGAAGAGGCCUUUGAUUUUCAAACAUCUGAAAUAGAUGAGUUCAACAGCAACUUGAAGACGUUACCAGAAAUGCGCUUUGAUGAAUUCUGUAAAUUGAUGAAGGCAAAUCAAAUUGGGAUGUUGACAUCAAGGGCUUCUCCAAAUAUAGAUGGAAGUUAUGGAUAUCAUGACUUCAUUGUUGAUUUAAAAGAGAUUCCCGCAGCUUUGAGGUUGCAAAAAACGACUUGGGCCAUGCAUUUGUCUGACUGGGAAGCACAAGCUAUUUUAGGACAGUACUCUGGGCCUCAGCGUGAGGUUGCAAGGAUAUUAACUCCUUAUGUAGUGCCUCCCCCUGCAAUGCCUCAUCCUGUGGGAUCCUCUAUCUCAAGCAGACUGAUGGUUGAACUCACUAUGUUAACAAGUGUGAUAACUGCUUUUGCCUUUGCAGCAGGAGGCCUUCUAUCAGCAAUGGUUUAUUCAGUCACAAGCCUUGUGGCUGUUCUUUCUAUAUAUACUAUACUUCCACUUGUAAUUUCUGUAGUGGUGUUUGUUGCCAGUAUUCUUGGAAGAGUUUUGCAAACACCCUUGUACAUUUUGUUUUUGGGACUUAAGCGUCUGUUUGCUGUUGUUAGUUACAUUUUUACAAGUGAUUUUAAGUCAAUGAUGCAGACAGCAGGAAUUAUGAUAUUUGUUGUUGCAGCCAUGACUGCUAUCAUAAGAUUCACUCUUAUUAGGAGGCCAAGGGACAUGAAGAAUUGGGAUAUAUGGACAGCUCUCGAGUUUGCACAAUCUAAACCUCAAGCCCGGGUAGAGGGAACAACUGGAGUUAUGUUUAAAGAUGUUGCAGGCAUUGAUAAUGCGGUUUUAGAGUUGCAAGAACUAGUGAAUUAUUUGAAGAAUCCAGAAUUAUUCAAUAAAAUGGGUACAAAACCUCCUCAUGGGGUACUCUUGGAAGGUCCUCCUGGCUGUGGCAAGACUUUGUUGGCAAAAGCAAUAGCUGGGGAAGCGGGUGUACCUUUCUAUGAAAUGGCUGGAUCUGAAUUCACGGAAAUUCUUGUGGGUGUCGGUGCUGCUCGUGUUCGUGACCUUUUUAAAAGGGCAAAGAUCAACAAACCAUCAGUGGUGUUUGUCGAUGAAAUUGACGCUUUAGGAGCUUCACGCCAGGGACAUGAUGAGGACCGUGCAAAAGAUCAUUAUGAUGCAAGUGUGAUGGAAAGGGACACAACAUUGAACCAACUUUUGAUAGAGCUUGAUGGAUUUGAUACAGGAAAGGGUGUCAUAUUUAUGGCUGCAACUAAUCGGAAGGAUCUCCUAGAUCCUGCACUUCUGCGACCUGGCCGCUUUGAUCGCAAGAUUAGAGUUCUUCCUCCUGGGCCAAAAGGUCGCUUAGACAUUCUUAAAGUCCAUUCUAGAAAAGUGAAGAUGUCUCCUUCGGUUGAUCUCUCUGUUUAUGCUGAAAUAUUGCAAGGAUGGACGGGUGCAAGACUGGCACAGCUUCUUCAGGAAGCUGCAAUGAUGUCAAUUAGGCAUGGCCAUGAUUCAAUUGUUCAAUACGACAUGGACAUGGCAGUUGACAGGCUUACUGUUGGGCCAGAACGAAGGGUCAAAAUGGCAUAUCCAAUACGAAGGGCAGCAGCUGAAGUUGGAUUGGCAUUGACAUCACAUUUGUUGCGGCGGCUUGACAAUGCCAAUGUCGAGUACUGCAUUCGAAUAUCUAUGGUUCCCCGUGAUACUCUUUCACGAACGAUUUUUACCAGGUUUGAAGAUAAUGAGCUUUAUGUUUAUGAGAGGCGACCACAACUUCUGCAUCGACUUCAGGUACUGCUUGGAGGUAGGGCGGCUGAAGAGGUGAUGUAUGGACGUGAUAUAUCAACACUGUCAUUAGAAUAUCUUCCAGAUGCAUCUUGGCUUGCUCGCAAAAUCAUUUCUGUAUGGAACUUGGAGACAACCAUGACUGUUCAUGCAGAAGGAACUCCUUGGGCACGUGCUUCAGACAUUACUGGUCCACAAAUUGAGUUUGAAGGUUCACUGUAUUCAGAUUAUUACUUCCACGAAGAAUCACUUAACCAUAAUCUGGAUGAUGACAUCAACUACAGGGCUGUGAAGCUGCUAAAUGACAUGUACAAACGCACAGUCACAUUGAUAAAACAUCAUCAUGCAGCUUUAGCUAAAGCUAUUUAUGUACUUGUUGAAAAGAGGGAGAUUAGUGGAAAUGACCUUGAUCUUAUAAUUGAUCUGUAUCCUGCGGAUACUCCUUUUCACCUUGUGGAAGGGGAAGACUCUCCAGGUAGCUUUCCUCCAAAGGUUGGAAUCCAGCAACUUCCAAUGGAAGUAUCUGAUGCAAUGUGGGAAAAGACAGUACAGCAAGACAAGAUUAGCUCGAAGACCUCUAUUUAAGAUUUAUUGAUUCCUCUGGUCACGCAUCAGUGAUUUAUCUUCUCUUUGUCACGUUAUUACCUGUAUGCAGCUGGUUUUCCUGGACAAAUAUGAUUGUGUGAUCAUGAUGGGAACAUGGGUGGAUUCUUCCUUCCACAUAUCAAAGCUGCAUUGCUCUUUUUAGAGGGAGGAUCAAAGCUUGCUUAAGAACAGUGUUUAGUUCUAGGUGCACUUUUAUUUGGUAUAUGCUUGUUAUACUGGCCUUUCUCACGUGAAAAGUGGAGGCUUUUUGUGCAGAGAAGCGAGAAAAUUGCCCCUUGUAGCCUAGGAGUUUCUUAUGGUCUAAAUUCAUCCAUUGCCAAAUGAAUUUAAAGUUUACUCUAAUUGAGGAGGAUUUGGUAUUGCUGGUACUUCAAAUUUAUUCAUAAAAUCAAAAUGGAAAUGUCAAAUGUCGUGCAAGUUGGAGCAAUCUUGGAAGUAUUGAAGUUGGAGAGCUAUGAUACGAUUAUUCAUUGACGACUGCCUAUUAUUUCUUGAACUCCAUCAAUAUGCAACUCUCAAGGCCCAUUCAAGAACAAUUUUGUCAACAGCGGAAUUCUUAUUAGAUGUAACAUCAAAGAUCAUAAAUUCAUAGUUUAUUUUCUUGA